UCCGCCCGUCCCCGACGACACGCAUACCGCAGCGACCGCACUACCGUCGUCGUCGACGUCCUCGUAAUAUUCGCGGUUUUUUUCCCCGUCUCGUCGUGUGAUUAUUUGGUUCCCGUCUUGUCACGUAAUUUUUCGGUCCCGUCUAGUCGCCGCCGAACAUGCAUCUAGCGGAACCGAUGAGAAACCGCGACGGUUUCCUCAAGGCCGACGUGCUGGCCGAACGGACGCUGGACAGCCUMCUGGCCGAACAUCCCGGCGAACUGGUCCGCACCGGUUGCCCGCACGUCGUGUGUACCGUGCUGCCCACGCACUGGCGGUCCAACAAAACGUUGCCGGUGGCCUUCAAGGUGGUGGCGCUCGGCGAAGUUCCCGACGGCACGCCAGUCACUAUACGCGCCGGAAACGACGAGAACUUUUGCGCGGAACUGCGGAACUGCACUGCACUGAUGAAAAACCAGGUGGCCAAGUUUAACGAUUUGCGGUUCGUCGGACGGUCUGGUCGAGGAAAAAGUUUUACACUGACUAUAAUGUUGAAUUCGUGUCCACCGCAAGUAGCUACUUAUUCCAAAGCCAUUAAAGUCACAGUGGACGGUCCUAGAGAGCCAAGGUCGAAAACCAGCCUAUUAUUUAACUCGUUUGCAGGAAACCAAGGGUUCCAUCCCUUUCAUUUUGGACCUAGACCUUUUCCGUUCGGUACGCCACUGGAUCCUAAUAGAAUUGCAGAAUUGCCAUUAAAAUUGUCAGGUCUUGCCCACUCGUGGGGAACAUCGUUUUCCAGAGCUUUACCGUCGACCGCAUAUCCCCCAUAUAUGGGUAACAAUUGCGGCCCACCGACAUUUCAACACUCAAACUUUACAAAUAUUUUUCCGUACAACGGAACGACCACUGAAGUGAUUCAACAACAGACGAUUAACACGGGUACAGAUGGCAACAACAGCAACAAUAGAACCACGACGGAACCAUUGGGACCGAUCAGCGUCAACGUGAGCGUAGACAACACGACGACUAGAAGCCACAGGACCGGAAUCAGGGGCCACAGGGGCUUGUUGACCACAGUAUCUGGGAGUGGAGCACACAAACGGCACCACCACCACCAUCACCACCAUCACCACAAGCGACACCGGGACAACCGGUCCGAGAAGAGCGCAACAGGACCGGUGGCCGCGGAUCGCUUGUCACCGACGGCCGUUGCAGCGUCAGCAGCAGCAGCAGYUAUCAAUCACAACGACAACAACAACAACGCCAGCGGCGCCGGUGUCGGCGAAGAACACGACAAAAAUAAACGACGUGCGACAGAAGACGACCACCGCGUUCGGCGCGCGGCCAGGACGCCUUCAUCGCCGCCGCCUCCGCCAACGUUGCGACUGCCUCCGCCUGCACAGCCUGUGGCUCAGCUGCCUCCGCAUAUUAUGGCCGCGGCCACCGUGUCACCGCAAUCGCACCAACCUCCCGCGACCGUGCCUGCGCCACCAGUCACUCAACCCGUUCCGCUCGUGGCGCCGUCGCUGUUCAGCCUGUUCCUGAACGCGCCACUCCUGCAACCACACACGCAGUGGCUGUACUCUCAGCUGUACCCAAAUCCGUAUCUGAGCCACAUACGCAACACCAUGAUAUUCGACAACGAGUCGACGGCCGCUGCCGUGGCCGCGGCCGCGGCGCAGAAGGUCGUGGAUGGCAACGUYGGUGGUGCCGUCGAUGAUGGCGACGGGUCGACAGCCGAGAACGAAUCUCCCAAAAAGUCGCCCACCGACGAUGGUGAAGCGGACAUCGGCGGUGGUGGUGCCGACGAAGAAGACGACAGGGACGGAGCUGAUGCUUCGCCGGCCGUCUCACCUAAGACGACUGCCAAACAGACGGACGUCUGGCGGCCGUAUUAAUGCGAUCACCGUGGCCUUAGCAAUGUUGUGUCUAUGACGAUGUAAAGUCACGCGGGGACGCUGAAGUUUAUCGUAACAGGAUGACGGUUUCAUUAAAACUGAAUUCGUAUUUUGUACGAUAGCACCACUCGAGGCGGACGUCUUCCUAUGCACAUGCGUACAAUUUUAAAAUAUUAAUAAUUAUACGUACCUAAUACUUAAGUUUAGGUAUCUCAUUGAGGAUUACAUGGAAUUAUCCCAAUAUUAUAUUACAAUAUAUUAUCAUAAACGAUACAUCACCCAUAUGAACCCACCUUUAUUUUUAUGAGCCGUAACCCACUACCUCUCGAGUCCUGCAGGGAUAUAGGUUCGAUGUUACUGAUGCAAUGUUCUUUAUAUAUACACACCCAGAGGUCGUGACUCGAGAACAUCAAUACUUCGUUUUGUAUUGAUUUGUGUUUCUUUUUUCGGUAAAUAUUCAUCACUAUACCAGCUAGGAUACACCAUAUACGUGUUAAUUAUUAUAUUUAUUUAUGUUUUUCGUUAGCUCUUUUGUGAUAUUAUAGACUUGUGCAGGUCGACUGGAGAGCGUAUUUAAGUAAGCAAAAAAAAGAUAACAUUGUUACCAUACAUAAUUUAAUGUUCAUUAUAAUGUGUAUAAUUUUGCACGUAUCAUCGUCUCCCGACAAAACUACCUAACCUAACCCUGCCCCGUGGCACCAUCACCACAGUCACUUCCGCUGCUAUCUUAUGUUGUAUACUUGUAUGUAUUAGAUACUUAAUUAUAUACCUGUAUUCCCGACAUAGCCACGACGCGUCAAUUACUCCCGUUCGAUGUAAUUAUUUGUUAUAUURCGUAGGACCACCCUAUUACUAUGGACUUUACGUAUUAUAAAAUAAAUCAUAAUAUACCUAUUGUGUAAAAUAACAUUAAAUAUUAUAUGUUUGURUAAGUAAAAUAAUCCACUCCUGUACCUGCGCGUCCAUUAUAAUAACAUGGUAGUAGGUAUCUAUGGUACACGAUAAUGUCCCACCUACUACCAUUUUAUUAUUAUAAUUAUUACUAUUUUUUUUCAACGUGUAUUUUAUGUUUAAU
Diuraphis noxia (Russian wheat aphid) is the source of this 2952-nucleotide messenger RNA. RefSeq lists its product as uncharacterized. Gene Ontology annotation, cellular component: nucleus. Lineage: Eukaryota; Metazoa; Arthropoda; Insecta; Hemiptera; Aphididae. Gene Ontology annotation, biological process: regulation of DNA-templated transcription. Gene Ontology annotation, molecular function: RNA polymerase II cis-regulatory region sequence-specific DNA binding; ATP binding; DNA-binding transcription factor activity, RNA polymerase II-specific. The record is from RefSeq and is a predicted model, not a curated record.